CCUCACGAGAAUCUCUGAAGAUCUGCGAGUGGCAGCUUCAAGGAUACAAAACCUGGGUUUUGCAAGACCAAACAGCCACCACUUCAAUCCUUCCCUUCCAUGGCAAAAGUUUCUGAUCAUAUCUCUAUUGCGUAUGGACUCUGUUCGCUCAUCCACCCAAGUGUCUGCGCAUUGACUGAUUGUUGCUUCUCCAUGUUGUAGAAUUAUGGGGGGAACAGGAACGGGGAAGACCACUUUUACAAAUCUUAUCAGCGACUCCGGAUUCAAAAUUGGGAAUGGGCUUGAAUCUUGCACCAAGCAUAUUCAGACGAUUGAUUUCACUUUCAACAAUCACAUUGUCACCCUCAUCGAUGUUCCUGGUUUCGACGAUACGAACAAAAGCGACGCCGAUAUCCUCAAAAUGAUCGCUGAUUUCCUUGCAUCCGAAUACAAGGCGGGGCGACGUCUUAGCGGGAUCAUGUAUCUGCACCGUAUAUCUGAUGUCAGGAUGGGAGGCGCUUCCAAACGCAACUUUGCCAUGUUUGAAAAGUUAUGCGGCCAGGAUGCUUUCUCCAACGUGGCAAUCGUCACAACCCGAUGGGAUCAGGAGGAAGAAGCAGUCGCAAAGGCACGGCUAGAGGAACUGAAGACGAAACCUCAGUUGUACAAGCCCAUUCUUGACGGCGGCGGAGCGAUAUUCCGGCACGAGCGAACUCGAGAGUCUGCAAAUGCAAUUUUAUCACAUCUCGUUGCGAAAACCGCGACAUCACUUCUGAUACAACGCGAAAUGGUUGAAGAGUCCAAGGGAAUAUCGGAAACCGCGGCGGGAAAGGAGCUCCAGCAGGAAAUUCUCAGACAAGUGGAGAAGCACCAGCAGGAGAUGGACGAACUCCUAGAAGAAUUGAAGAACAAUCGCGAAACAUCCGAGUUUGAGGAGCUAGAGGCUGAAUGUGAAGCUCUUCAGGAGCAAGCUACGCACUGGCAGGAGGAAGCUCGGAAGCUCGCUGAAACUUCUACUCCGAUUAAGCCCAACCUUCUAAACGAAUCCUCUCCACAACCGUUGUUUGACACCACGGUUACGCACAGUGUACUACCAAGCGCACGCGAUGAUGAUGGGUUUUUUGGGGCCAGUAUCAAUGGAAAAGCUCCCAAUCUUUGUGAUUCGGAUCGUAGGGGAGCAAGGGCAAAGCUCGAGGUAGCAGUGAAAUACCUCUUAGAUGCUAUCACCACAGUCCUGCAUACAGCAGAUUCCCUGAGGCGAGAAGUUACAGCGUCCACUGGAAGCCGCAAUUACAGUAAAUAAUUCUGAAUAUACAGGAGUCUCUGGUGGACGAUUUGUUACCCUCGUUGGCGGUGACUUGACGGUGGUGAUAGAGGCGGCGCCAUGGAGAAAUGCUAAAAACAAGAGUUGGGGUGUUCGCUGUAAAUAAACGAGGUCAAAGCUGACAGUAGAGCUUAUUAGCAGCAA
Molecule: messenger RNA, 1447 nt
Organism: Lentinula edodes (shiitake mushroom)
Lineage: Eukaryota; Fungi; Basidiomycota; Agaricomycetes; Agaricales; Omphalotaceae
Product: P-loop containing nucleoside triphosphate hydrolase protein
Exons: 3
Coding region: 206-1282 (358 amino acids)
Molecular function (GO): GTP binding
Source: RefSeq, a predicted model, not a curated record